GGCUUUUAGGGGAUUUUAGGGGAUUGGGAAGUAGUAGUAGUUAUACUAUACUUAUCAGAAAUAGAUCUCUAGAGUGUCAAUAUAUCAAAAUUACUCAAAGUGAACAUAUAUAUGACAGACAUAUCCUAGCUUUGUAGGUUGUCUUAUUUUAAAUAUUGCUUAUUAUUUAUUCGUUUUUUAUUUUUAUUGAAAAAAAGAGAAUUGUGUCGAGAUGCAGUUCCCCCUGCUACAUCGCAGCACCCAGAUAACGCUGCUGCGGAAGCAGAUCAAGCGAAAGAGCGAGGAGGUGAGACGGCAGAAGCGACGAGCCAGACGCCGCCUGGAGCUGAUGCGCCGCAUCCGGGCUCAGCUCCUGCGUCGCGUCCAAUUCUCCAUUGAAGCCAGGGAGAAGGACGCGGAGCAGGAGCGCCGGGAGCAGGCGCGUCGGUCUCUAAGCGCCUUGCUGCGGAUGUACAGGCGGUGGCUUCGCAGCUGGUCGAGGUCUCUGAGGCUGCAGCGCCAGGAUAUCAUCCAGCAGGAGCAAGUGGAGCUGCAGCUGCAGCAGCGACUGUAUUUGCUGCGAAAGCAGCUCAAGAAACGGAGGAGGCCACAGCACAUGGUGGAUCGGUGCAUCCAACGACUGGCCAAGGCGGUGAGAAAAUGGCAGAAGAGUUCCGACAUUCAUCCCUUCCUCAAGGGUCACGACAACAUCUGGGAGAUGGAGGCGGCGGAGAUCCAGGAGUAUCUGACCCACCUGCACGGGAAGCCACUGAAAUUUCGUCGGAGAGGCGUUAAGGAUGUCGACGAUUACGUCAUUCCGGACUUCACAGUAAGCUACAAGGUCAGAAGGAAGAAGCGACCGCGCCGCCGCAAAUAUCACGAUGACAAGAUUGAGGAUUUUGCAAACUUCUGGAGAAACGAAGUGCUUAAAAAGAGACCCAAGUCAUCGAUUUUCCGUAGAAUGGAGUCACAUCCUCAACUAAGUUCUAAUACUUCAAAAUACUCUAAGAAAACGUACUCUGUUCCGCCAGCGGUAACAUUCAGAUCAAGUUUAAAUGUUUUCAAAAAGGACAGCAAACGUCGUGUGGAUAAAUCCUUUCCAAGAAUCAAAGACAUAGGGAGUAUCCUCGGAGAGAAGCCAUCGAUAGAUAAGCUGAAGUAUUUAUUGGACCAACUGAUGUCGAUGAAUGCCAAGCUCACACCUUGGGCUACGGAAAAAAGGCGAAGGAGUCGACAACCCAAAAGAAAAAAACGGAAACUACCCCAUGCGAUUAGUGUCGACAGUAUAAUGGAACCGAAAACCACAAUCAUACGAAGGAAAGUGAUCCGGCGGAGGAGAAGACGAAGGCCCCGACCGAUAGCCAGUAUGGAGGUCACGAUGGAGGACUUCCAAGACACCUUUCAUUUGGACCACCUAAAGCCGAAACAUAUUAAAAGUGUUGCUCCUGGCGUCGGCCAAGGUCCGAAGAAGAACAAGAAAUCCAAGACGCGAAUAAGGUAUGGUCCGACCCAAGACUUGGACUUGGAAGUCAGCAAGCCAGAUGAUUUGGAAACGGAGCAGCCCCGUAAAAAUUCCAAGGGUAGAAGGUCAAGCUCGAAAAGUAAAGGGAAACGGCAAUCGAAAGAGGAGAAAAGCAGCGACGAUAAAGCCUUAUCGCCAUCAAUAUCGGAUACGGGCACUGAAUAUAUGGCGAGAAAAUUGAGGAAACGACGACGUUAUGUCGAAACCAGUCCGUCGAUUUCGAGCAGAGAACACCAGAGAGAUAGUGUCACGUCGUUUACUGAAUCAGUGAAGGAUAUUAUUAUGACCAAUUAUCCCCGGAUGAGUUUUCGUAGGUCCUUGCCACGACCCCGUCUGUCCACAACCUCAAAACGACCCCGAGUUUCGAAAGGACGUUUGUCUCUAAGCAUUGGCAGAAAAGGACAAGCCGUCAAAGCCAAGCCAUCCAGUCGCCAGAAAGACCCAGAAACUGAUGAAGUUAGCGCUGAUAGCAGUUACAAGAUUGGUCAAAAAAUUGGCAACAGAAUCGGCGAUCAAGUCCGGGGCCAGAUCGGCUACAAGCCGAGCAAGAAGCCACCAGAGGAUUCUGGCAGAAUUCCACCCAUUGACCUAGGAAAAAAUUUUGCCAAAAGCCCAUUGAAAGAGGGGUCCAGAAUAGGAUCCAGAACAGGGUCCAAACAGACACCAAAGGAAUCACCCAAAAGCUCGAUGACGGUUCCAGUGGUUGAGGAUUCUGAGCCAGAGAGCAUUCGGUUCGGUGCACACAAAUUCAACUAUCAAGGAUUGGAAUUAGGGAAAUCGGAGAAAGGCAGCGUCGUCGACCCAUUCGAUGCCAUCGAAAAGUCACUGGGGGAUAUGGAGUUGGAAUCACCCGAGCAGGGCAGAUUCCGUGUGGAGGAAAUGAACACGGAUUUUAAGUUUCGGCGCCUGCAGAGAUUUCUCAAGGAUGUCAUUGAAAAUAACGCCAUCAUGGACUAUGUGCCUGACGUCAAAGAACUUAUGAAUGAAGUGGGCAAGCACCCGAUGUGGAACGCCUUGCAGGAUCACUACAACGAGAUGACCACAAUGGGUAUUAGCAAGGCGGAUAAAAAAAAGGUUCUGGCCGCCAAGUACUUGGAGUAUCUGAAGAGCAUCCUCAAUGAUUUAAGAAUGGCCCGCGUUGCUCCAACCCACCUUUUGCCGCCACGAGAUGCCGACAACAAUGUGAUCGUCAUCCCGGAAAAGGAUCAUAAGUCGAAUCUUCAAACCGGAAAAAUCGACCAACUAUUGGCGAAGCGUCCCCCGAAGAAGUCAAAGGGAGCUUCUCGUCACGAGCCACUGGUAGGGGAUGGCGAUAAUCAUUCCCAGGGAUCGAAUAUAUUGCCGGAUCAACAACAAAUAAUGGAUGACUUUAUGUACAAGAAAAUAAUUGAACAAGAACUGAAAGCCGCGCGUCUCGUUCGGGAUGAGCGCCGCAGAAGAAUGCAAUCCUAUCCUAGUUUCUCACGUACCUUCGCUUCCCAAUCCACGACCAGCUACAGAUCCAUGUGGGACGUGGAUCCCAGCGAGGAGGAGAAUAUCCGGGAGGCUGAGCAGCGUUACUCGUCCAAGAGUCUCUAUAUCAUAUUGAAUGAACACAGGCAAAUGUUUCAGCUUAAGGAGCACAGCCGAAAGAUAGAUGAAUUGCGAAAAAAAGUAACUGACAGUGAUAAAAUGGCUAUGGGACAUUCCAUAAAAAAGAGAAAAAAAGAAAGGAAGAAACAGAUCCAGAGCAUAUAUGCUGUCAAGGAUUCUAUGAAGAAACACAGGCGACAGCUCCGGCCCACGGAGGAAUUGUUCUACUCCCCCAGGAAGACCAGCCGUCAGCAGAAAAUCAGUGAGUUUUCGGAGUGCUCGGAGUGCGUGUGCCAGCAAGGACCUGGAAGCUCCAAUUACUAUGAGAAGUGUCCACGUUGCGGUAUUCCAGUGGAGGUGCCGCAACCCAGUUCCACGUCCUUCCUGUUCCGGAAGAGCAGCCAGGAUCUCCUGUCCCAGGGAUCCAUCGAGGCGUGUGCCAAAAACGAGUGGCUGCUGAGCACCACGAAGGACAUCUGUGCCCGCUGCGGCUAUGUGCAUCCCAGUACCCAGUACUGCCCCCAGUUGCCGGUCUGUCCGCUGAGGACGAAGCCCCUGCAGCAAAUAAAACAGGCCUUGGUGGAUCAAGUGGAGAUGCCGAAGUGGCCAGCGUACUGUUCACCCGCUGGGAUCCUCAAGAAUCCCACCCAGCGCUUUCGGGUCGUUGAUCCUUAGACGGGAGCAGUUGUUGCAUCAAGACAAGUGGCUUUCAAAGUUUAGGGUGUAGCCUGGACCGGAAAUGUACGGAUAUGAGCCACCAAAUCAGCCGGCUGAGGCGAAUGAAACAUUUGGUUUAAGUGCUAAAUAAAUUCAAGUAAUGAG
Drosophila ananassae is the source of this 3895-nucleotide messenger RNA. RefSeq lists its product as uncharacterized. The coding region runs from base 212 to 3748 and encodes 1178 amino acids. Lineage: Eukaryota; Metazoa; Arthropoda; Insecta; Diptera; Drosophilidae. The record is from RefSeq and is a predicted model, not a curated record. Gene Ontology annotation, molecular function: protein binding. The transcript is spliced from 2 exons.